UGUUUCUGUGAUGGGUAAGCUUAUUUUAUUUUGUUUUCAUUUAUAUGUAUAUGAACGUGUUAAUGGUCUUCCUAACACAACGCCCUUGAUAAAGCACUUGUCCUUUCUUCUCAAAUGGACGACUAGGUCUUCCUCCAAAACACCCCUAUCAGAUGGAAAUGUACUUCAAUUUGAAAAUGGGUACCUAGUUGAAACUGUUGUGGAAGGAAAUGCACUUGGGGUCGUGCCUUUCUCGAUCCGUGUAUCAGAAGAUGGGGAACUCUUUGUUGUUGAUGCAUUAAAUAGCAACAUUGUUCGAAGUACUCCACCAUUGUCCCAAUGCAAGCUUAUGUCUUUAUUUUUUGCUGCUUUGAGGUUGCUGCUGCUUUGGGGAAUACUUGAUCUGUUGCUGUUGCUUUAGUGUUGAUUUGUUGGAUAUUUUGAAGAUGGAAAGAUAGCUGGAAUGGAGCUUAUGGACUGAAUGGUUUUGCUUACUAUUUGGUUUUGCUGGUAGUUUUUUGACAUUUUACUUUGAUAAGGCGACUGUGCAUUAUUUUUAGUUUGGUUUUAUAAGGCUGCUCUGCCUUGUUUGCUUCUUGUAAUGACUCUGUUUUUUGUAAAUAAAUAAAUAAAUAUUUUUCUAUAAGCAUCUGCUCUACCGUAUUUUUAUAUGUUUUUAUGUAUAUGUGUUAGUCUGUUUGUGAGCUGCUAGUCUGGCCUGUAUUUCAUUCUCAGUUGGAGCUGCAUUUUAGUUCAGCAAAGGAGUUGAGAACAUGAUGCAGCUGAAUGGUUGCUGAUCUGUUGUUUUGUAGCUUUCUGCUAUUCUGUGAUGAGUAAGGUUUUUCAUGAGCUGGCCUGAGAGCAUAGGAGCAGAUGCUGAUCUGUGUGUUGAAGGAGGAGCUCAUUUCACAGCUAGAAGAGUAUCAGAUCCAGUUGUGGGUUGGUUUUGCAGGCAGUCUGGUCUGAUGGACUGCUUUUGCACUUAAGGACUGGAUAGCUGAAGAUAGUUAAUGGGUUUUAAUCCUUUUGAAGGAUUAAAGCCAAC
Messenger RNA from Ilex paraguariensis (yerba mate), 1024 nucleotides. The record is from the annotation of a GenBank genome assembly. Lineage: Eukaryota; Viridiplantae; Streptophyta; Magnoliopsida; Aquifoliales; Aquifoliaceae.